Messenger RNA from Aspergillus puulaauensis, 402 nucleotides. Its product is annotated as putative small nuclear ribonucleoprotein (LSM7). Gene Ontology annotation, cellular component: U2-type prespliceosome; U12-type spliceosomal complex; U6 snRNP. Bases 1 to 402 code for a protein of 133 amino acids. Gene Ontology annotation, biological process: mRNA splicing, via spliceosome; nuclear-transcribed mRNA catabolic process. Gene Ontology annotation, molecular function: RNA binding. NCBI's taxonomy places the organism in Eukaryota, Fungi, Ascomycota, Eurotiomycetes, Eurotiales, Aspergillaceae. The record is from RefSeq and is a predicted model, not a curated record. The transcript has 3 exons.
AUGUCCGAACGAGGCUCGUUCCGUGGAGGUGGUCGCAGCCGCGGCGGAGGAUAUGAUCGCUCUGGCGGCCGUGGCGGCCAUGGAAAAGGUGGCGGUGGUGGCGGUGCUCAGCAGCAAGAAAAGCCCAAGAAGGAAAACAUCCUCGAUCUGAAUAAAUACAUGGACAAGGAAGUCCGCGUAAAGUUCAAUGGCGGGCGAGAGGUCUCUGGAACACUCAAAGGAUAUGACCAGCUGAUGAACCUGGUUUUGGACGACGUCAAGGAGUCUAUGCGUGAUGACGAGGGCAACGAGAACACGCGGUUUCUCGGUCUCAUUGUCGCGCGUGGCACCUUGAUUGUCCUGAUCUCCCCUGCGGAUGGAAGUGAGCAGAUUGCCAACCCAUUCGUUCAGGCGGAGGAGUAA